AUGAAAUGUAUCGAAAAUUUACAACAGAAAAGAUUAGUUAAUUAUGUUAAAAAUGUUACGAAAAUUGGUGUAUGCAGUCAAGGUGUUUAUGAUCCUCAAACUGUUCCACCAGUACCUGGGAAACCAAUUGUUAAACAAGUCGAAAAUCCUAUUCAGUUACAUUCAAAUGGUAAAUUCUAUACACAUUUAGAUCGUUCCAAUAUUUUAUCAAGUGAACAACAUAAUCAGUUAGAAUUAGAUUGGCCAAAUUAUUAUAAUUUAUCAAUUAGUGAGCAUAAUCCAAUUGUAUUUCUUAUUCAACUUCGAAUGUAUUCAACUGUACAAACAUUAAAUUCCCCUUUACAUAAAUCCAUUAAUAGUGUAUCAUUUUUACCAUUGAAUAAUUUCAUUGAGUCAUCACAACCAAAUGAAUAUCUAUUUGACAAAUGGACAAACUUAAUUUGGACUACAAAACUUGGAGCAGUUCUAUCUGAUCUUAAUCCAGGAACGUGGUAUCAGUUUCGUUUACUAGCUAUUUCAAGUGAAGGUUUUGGAGGAUGGGGUGAACCGAGUGAGGCUAUUCGUACACAAGUUCAGUUAAUUCCACCAUCUCGACCUCGAAAUCUCACUGAAAUACGAUCAAGAAUUUUCGAAAAUCAUGUAGAUAGUACAAUUCAUUGGGAUAUUCCAGAGGAAAUAAUGUUCCCGCUCAAAAAGUAUCAGAUAAUAUGGCGUCAAUAUUAUGCAUUUAAUGGAGAAGACAGAAGUUCAUUAACGGAAUACACAGCAAAUGUACCUGGGGAUAAAACAGUAUACUUAAUACAAAAUCUUAAACCAGGAACGACGUAUAAGAUUGAAGUAAAAGCGGUGUCACUUUUUGAAGGAAUAGAAAUGAAAAGUCAUCCGGCCACACUUUAUAUAUCUACAAUACAAAUUCCAUCACAACAAACAGAAGCAGUAUUUACAACUUCCAUACCAACAAAUGAAAGCUAUAGAGAACAGUUUAAUUUAACUACUCCAAUAGCAAAUAUCAUUUACAUGAUUGAAUGGAUGCCACGAGUUUGUAUUGAAACACAAAAUCAAACGAAUACAGAAUUUAUUGGAACACGAAGAAAAAGAAUAGCAGAAUAUGAACUAAGAAAUAUACUUCUAACUGAUUUGCAAUUUCAAUGUCAUUAUGAAGCUAGUGUAUUUAUUAUGCUAAAUCAUCAUAAUAAAACUAGUAGUAUCAGUAUGAAUAAUCAUUUAACAAAUAACAAAUCUCCUAUCUUAUUUAAAUGGACUACUUGUUUUUGUACACCAGCAUGUCAAAAUGUUGUGAUCAGAGAUAGUGUAACUCCGAAACAUUGUUAUCUUCAAACUUCUUCAUCAAUACUUCAACCAGUUGAAUUAACAUACACUUUAUUAAGUAAUGAAAACUCAAUGGAUCUACGUCGUUUACAACAGAAUCAAAUGGAUGAAUUCAUAGUUGUGGCUGAAGCCAAUGGACCAUAUUUAUCCAAAAAAACAAAUAUAAAAUCGAGUUUAGACACUGUCAACUACACUGCUAUUGUCACAUGGCAUCCUGUUACAUCUACUGGACAUCCAAAAAGUGAAUCAAGACGUUCAUCGAGAACACUGAAAAAUCGUACACCAAGUAUAAAAACUACAAAUCCAGAAAUACGUGGUGUUCGAUUAACUUGGGGUCCAAGAUUAUACGAACCAAUAGAAUAUGAAGUGUACAGUAAUAUUAUUCAACCUCUUAUGGAUCCAGAAAAAACUCAGUCUAAAGUUUUAGAUUUAAAUGUCCCCGGUCUUCAGCUUAAAGGGCUUAAGCAAGAAACAUUAUACAUUGUUCAAGCUCAAAUGAUUAGCGAAAAAGAAGAUGGACCAAUUUCAACUAUUUAUUUCAUGACACCAACUAACAAGAAUAAUGCACUGCGCAAUUAUCAGUCUGUUCAUGAAAAGAAUAUAAACCUUAUAUCCAUCAUUAUUCUACUUCAAUUCAUCUAUAAUAUUGUAUAA
Molecule: messenger RNA, 1983 nt
Organism: Schistosoma mattheei
Lineage: Eukaryota; Metazoa; Platyhelminthes; Trematoda; Strigeidida; Schistosomatidae
Source: the annotation of a GenBank genome assembly